UCUGCACUACUGCUUCUUCUUCCACGCCCCCAAAGUCACAACCACCUUCCCUGCGGACUAGAACACUUCCACGUCCCCUUACUCUUUUCACUCUUAUUUUCCUCCUCUAUAUAUAUAUAGAGAGAGAGAGGCAGAGAGAGAGAAAAGCUAAAACCCAGAAAAACUCAAGCAGAAAGGACAGAGAUAGUAAAGGAUGCAAGUUUUGAAAUCUCAAAGCGUAAAACCCAGACCCAUUUCCGAGUUAUUAAUGAAGGUGGGUUCGGUUCGGUGCUACGUCAGCAGUUGUAGGGCGGUGUUGCUGCCUCGGUUCGGUGGACCUGAGGUGAUGGAGCUACGACCCGAUGUGCGUUCUGAUCUUAAGUCCAAUGAGGUCUUCGUUCGAGCCCGAGCUGUAUCUAUCAAUCCCUCGAUACCAGAGUUAAUGCGAUCAGGCUAUGGUCGUUCCAUAUUUGAACCGCUUCUGCCUCUCAUUUUGGGCCGUGACAUUAGUGGUGAAGUUGCAGCUAUUGGAGCUUCAGUGAGGUCACUGACCAUAGGGCAGGAAGUUUUUGGUGCUCUGCAUCCAACUGCUGUGAGGGGCACAUAUGCUGAAUAUGCAAUUCUUUCAGAAGAGGAGCUUUCUCCAAAACCAGCAUCAGUUUCUCAUGUGGAAGCAAGUGCCAUUCCUUUUGCUGCAUUGACUGCAUGGCGUGCCUUAAAAAGUACUGCUAGGAUAACUGAAGGGCAAAGGCUGUUAGUAGUAGGUGGUGGAGGAGCAGUGGGUUUUGCUGCAAUUCAGCUGGCGGUAGCUGCAGGGUGCCAUGUUACAACUACCUGUGGAAAUCAAAGUAUAAAUCGAGUAAUGGCAGCUGGCGCUGAGCAGGCUGUUGACUACACUGCUGAGGACAUUGAAGUGGUAAUUAAGGGAAAAUUUGAUGCUGUUCUGGACACCAUUGGUGUACCAGAGACAGAAAGAAUAAGCAUCAAUCUUUUGAAUAGAGGCGGACACUAUAUGACACUUCAGGGAGAGGCAGCGGCUCUGAGUGACAGGUAUGGACUACCAAUUGGGCUUCCCAUGGCUACAGCUGUUUUAGUGAAGAAAAGGAUUCAAUACCAAUAUUCUCAUGGAGUAGAAUAUUCAUGGAUAUACAUGAGGGCUGACUUAGAAGGUUUACAUGAGAUACGAAGAUUAUCAGAAGCUGGGAAGCUGAAUAUACCUGUAGAAAAAACAUUUUCAAUAACUCAAGUAAGAGAGGCUCAUGAAGCUAAAGACAAGAAGAAAAUCCUUGGUAAAGUAGUGCUGGAACUUGACUGAAGUAAGUUCUACAAACUUCCUUGCAAUUUUUUGUAAAUUGUUCUUUCAACAUAAAUUUGGAAGGUAGGAAAUGGUUUUCUUGGCUUAUCCCCUCUAUACUAGGAUGUUGUACAUAAUGUGGGAAUUUUACGGGUGUGGGCCUUCAUCAUCCUGUUGGAAUCUGUAAAUCCUUGAGCAUAAUUUUUUUUCCCCUUCAUUUUACUGAAAUUUUAUAGUUGUUGAGCAUUUUGAAUCAGAAUAUGAAAUUCAUUUGAAAUUGGUACUU
Messenger RNA from Theobroma umbraticum, 1559 nucleotides. The record is from RefSeq and is a predicted model, not a curated record. Lineage: Eukaryota; Viridiplantae; Streptophyta; Magnoliopsida; Malvales; Malvaceae.